AUGGUCUUCUCAAGACCUGCUCGCUCUAUUUUCCCACUCCUCCCUCCGUAUGGAGCCCAUGACCCAAAUGGAGGACGCGUUAUCCCGCUACACCCCGACGACACCACGCCGUAUAUGGGUCUACGAGCACGCCUGUCGCAGAUAUGGAUGAACAGAUGGACCAUUCUUCUGCUACUUGUACUUGUCAGGGUAUUAAUAGCAAUCGGGAGCCUCAACACAAAUAUGGAUUCGGCUAGGCGUGAAGCACUAUCCGCAUGCAGCUCUGUCGAAUCGAUGGGUAGCGCUAUGGCUUCAACUCCCCAUUAUCUAGCACGAGGCGUAAACGAACUCACAGCGUCUGGUGUCGAAAAAUCUGUUAGCGCUCUCAAAACAAUGCUCAUUCUAAUGGUGUCUGGUGUGGAGGAGCUUAUUAUAUUCGUCAUCAAAAUGAUGUAUCAGACCUACCUUUGCCUAAUUACCAUGGCUAUCCGCGGUACGGUUGACACCGGAGUUGGGCUGUUGAAAGACGCUGGCGACUUUCUGAACUCGACAAUAAAGUCUAUUGGUGACGAUAUUAGCGAUGUGGCCGACACAUUUGAAGAUGGUCUUAACAAAUUUGCUGAUACUAUUAACAGCGCUGUAUCUCUGUUUGGCAGCGACAAAGAGGUCCCUGAGCUGGACCUUUCAAGUCAAAUCGAAGAUCUUCAGAAUGCCCAUCUCCCUUCUUCCAUUGAUGAAAGCCUCGACAAGCUCAAUAGCUCGGUGCCCACUUUUGAUGAAGUGACAGAGUUCGUGGAGAACAUCAUCCGCUUACCUUUCGACGAAGUUAAGAAACUGAUGAACGAGUCUUUGGGAAAUUACACCUUUGAACGCAAUUCGCUGCCAGUUCCUGCGAAAAAGCAGCUGGCCUUCUGCAAAGGAAGCGAUGGAAUCGACUCCUUUUUCGACAACGUUGCGGGCAUUGCUGAGACCGCUAAGAAAGUCUUCAUUGCCGUGCUGGUGAUCGCAGCCGUUCUUGCUUGCUUCCCCAUGGCAUGGCAAGAAAUCCGCCGUUGGCGUUCUCAGAAGGAGCGCUCUCAGCUUGUCCGCAAGGAAGCCCACGACCCAAUGGACGUUGUCUAUAUCGUUUCCAGACCACACACCGCGGCCGUGGGAAUCAAAGCGGCCAGUCGAUUCAGCAACAGUCGCAGGCAGAUUUUAGUCCGCUGGGUCAUUGCGUAUGCUACCUCGCCACCGGCUUUAUUUGUCUUAUCGCUUGCCCUUGCUGGACUUUUCGCAUGCCUUUGCCAAUAUAUCCUUCUACAAGCCGUCAAAAAAGCCGUUCCUGAACUCUCAGCCGAAGUCGGUGCCUUUGCUGAAAAGGUCGUGGGUUCGCUUGAUGAAACCUCGGCGGAAUGGGCUGAUGGUGCUAACGGAGUAAUUGGCGAUAUGAACACCAACCUCAACGAAAAUGUCUUUGGCUGGGUCAAUACCACGACGACAGGUGUCAACCAUACUCUCAAUGUCUUCGUUGACAAGACCACUGGAGUUCUCAAUGAUACCUUCGGUGGGACUGUUCUUUACAAUCCGAUGAAGGAUGUUUUCGACUGCCUCAUCAGUCUCAAAGUCGCAGGCAUCCAGAAAGGCCUCACCUGGGUCCAUGAUCACGCCCAUAUCGACUUUCCAACUCUUGGCAACGACACCUUUUCUCGCGGCGCCGCAGAAAGCAUCGGUGACGACAGUUCAGAGAGCUUCCUCUCUGACACGGGCGACUCAACUUCCAACAAAAUAACGGAAGUUGUCGUCCGUGUAUUAAACGCACUCGAAUCCGGCAUCGCAACCGAGGCGCUCAUUUCCGGCUGUAUCCUCCUUAUCUGGGUUAUCAACCUUCUUUUCGGCAUUAUUCGCGCGCUCUCUCUGUUCGGCCGACGAGAACGCAAUCGUGGCGACGGAGGUGCUGGCCCCGCGCCGGACGCAUUUGGUCCUGACUCCAACGGAUUCACAGACGUCCCUCUCACGGCAAUGCCUGCCGAUACAAGCUCCAAUGCUCGCUCCCAGCCAGCACCUAAGUACGAGCCUCCGAAUAGGACAUUCGCAACUGCUGGUCCUCCCGCACCAGUGGCAGUGACCACAGAGACUGGCUACGAGGACGAGAAGAUGGGCUUUGCCGGACAACGGAAUGCGUUGAAGGUAUCAGUUGCAGACAUGCGUGGAAGCAGCUAUGCCGAGUACGGCAUGGAAAAAAGAUAA
Messenger RNA from Aspergillus puulaauensis, 2208 nucleotides. RefSeq names its product pheromone-regulated protein PRM1 (gene prm1). Lineage: Eukaryota; Fungi; Ascomycota; Eurotiomycetes; Eurotiales; Aspergillaceae. The record is from RefSeq and is a predicted model, not a curated record. The transcript has a single exon. Gene Ontology annotation, cellular component: mating projection tip. Bases 1 to 2208 code for a protein of 735 amino acids.